GCAUUCAACGCAUUAAUGCGUGCUAAAUAAAUAUUAAUUCGCAAAUAUUUAAUUUAAUAAUUUAAAUAUAAAAUAAUGUACCUACCUAUUACUUGGCAUUAAUUAUUCUAAUAACCAUUUUGAUUGUGAGUAGGUAUGUCAAGAUUGCAGUGGAUUAACGAACUUUCCGAAGAUGAAGUGCAAAAUAUAGUGGAAUCUGUUGAUAUAGUUUUGUUUGAUGUAGAUGGUGUUCUUUUACACAACCGAAAAGUUAUUUCUGGUUCAGACAAUGCGGUAAUGAAACUAAGGAAACUCGGAAAAAUUAUUGGAUUUGUCACUAACAAUACACUUAAAUCCCUGACAGAUUUCACAAAGGCUUUAGAACCGUUUGGGGCUAAGGCUGAAGAAAUAGUCAACCCCACUCAAACUUUGCUGGCCUAUUUGAAGAAAAUUGAUUUCAAGCAAGAUAUUUUUGGAGUCUGUUGUAAUGUUUUAAAAGAAUGUUUAAGAGAUGAAGGCUAUAAUGUUAUUGAUUAUCAAGAUAUCCAAAAAACACCCCUGCAAGAAACUUUUGUAGCAGUAAAAGAAAUGUCCUACAAAACACUAGAAGUAUGCCAAAACGUUGGAUUAGUUCACGUAGACUCAGACUUUAAUCGUAACUAUGGCACUUUGCAAGCAGCCCAAAUUAUUUUAAACAAUAAUAAAGACGUUAUUUUAACAAGUGGAGCUAGAGAUGACGAUCUUCCUAUAGAUGAAAAAUUGAUGGGAAUUGGUUCGAAAUAUUUUAUCGAUACAUUGGAGCGCUUUACUGGAAGACAGGCAAUAAAAAUGUCUAAACCAGACAAGGAAAUAAGAGAUAUGGUAAUUUCUAAAUUUAAGAUAACUGAUUCUAGCCGUGUACUAAUGGUAGGUGACAGUAUCCUAUCAGACAUAGCAUUUGGCGUUGCCUCCCGAUUCAAGACUCUUCUGAUAUUAUCGGGCAUUUUGCCUCAAACACAAAUUGCAAUUACUGAUAAUCAAGAAAUUAAACCAAAUUUUGUCGCGCAUGGGCUUGAAGAACUUUACCAAAAAAUAAUUAAUAUGUGAUAAUUAAUAUGCGGUUUUAUGUAAAAUA
Ceutorhynchus assimilis (cabbage seed weevil) is the source of this 1093-nucleotide messenger RNA. The record is from the annotation of a GenBank genome assembly. Lineage: Eukaryota; Metazoa; Arthropoda; Insecta; Coleoptera; Curculionidae.